AUGGCGGGGACCGUAUACUUGCGAACGGAUCGUUUCGAGGUAAAGCUCGAAGGGAUGACCUUCAAGACAAAGGAUUUCGAAUCCCUAUGCAAAAUGGACUUUCUCUUCCCAAACGGAAAGGAUUGGGCCCGCCGCCCGAUCGUGGGCCUCGACGUCAUGCACCAUCCACGCGACCCGUCCGUCGUUCUUCUCCUCCUCUGUUUCGGGCUGGGCUGCGUCGUUCUCCGCUUCCGGGUCGGUGAUGCCCUCCCUCCCAGCAUCCACAAAUUCCUCUCUGACAAAAGAAUCCACAUCGUGUGCUUCGGUCUUCCCGAGAAAAUCGAGCUUUUCCCGUUCGAGGAGCUCGGCCUCAACCGAAACGAGUCGGACAUCGGCUACCUAGCCGCCAAGAUCCUCAAGGACUCUAGGUUUCGAAAAUCUGAGCUCGACGAGCUGGCGCGCAAGGUCCUCGGGAUCAAGCGCAUGAUCGGGUUAACCGAGGCCUCGUCGUUCGAGAGGCACGAACAAAUGAAAUCAGCUAUCUGUCAACUUUUCAUCACGUCACUAAUUGGGAUGGGACUACUCACCGCCAAGGACGAGAGGAAGAAAUCGAUGGAUAAUAAUUAUCGUUCGAAAAAGGGCUCGUUUCUCAAGAACUUGAACUCCCUUCAUCUGUUGGCCGAGGGAUGGUUCAAGUUGCCGAAGGUCGUGCAGAGGAAGAAUAAUAAUAAUACCCUCAUCCAACUAGGCAAUAACAAUAACAAGACGCCGAGCAAUAGUUAUGAAAAUGCCCUUGGUAAUAACAGGGACGUAUCGAUUGUGGACGUGCUCGUGAACGUGAACAAUGUUCCGUCGGGAGAGUCGACCCCACGGGACGCCAAGGGCAAAAAUGACAUUUUCGAUUUCAAUGAGAAGGAGACGAAAAAUAAUGAUAAGCCGAUUAAGGGGAUUCUUAAGUGCCCGUCGACAUCGCUUUUGCAAAAAAACGAGUCAUCUCCUGUGAACGCGUCACCACCGUCGCCGGUAGAGCCCGCGAAAGGUAUGCUUAAGCGGGCGAAUUCGAAAGGGUGCAAUGUUAGCUUUAAGUUACAUUAG
Molecule: messenger RNA, 1074 nt
Organism: Striga hermonthica
Lineage: Eukaryota; Viridiplantae; Streptophyta; Magnoliopsida; Lamiales; Orobanchaceae
Source: the annotation of a GenBank genome assembly